AUGGAUAACUUUGACGAUCAUCAAGAGCGGCAUGGUCGCGGAGCAAGUGUCAGCUCUCUUAUAGGUAUAAGCACCCCGUCUGAAUGUGACUUCUCUCUUCCAUUCGAAUCAAGUUUUGCAGAUCUAGGCCAUGGUUAUCUUAUAAACGAGGACAGAGUAUUUACAACUAGCCCCAAAUCGACAAGAAACUUUGGAAUCCUCGAUUCCAUACAAGACGUUAUCAAUGAAUUGAAGCAAGUGAAAAUCAACAAACUUCAGAAAUGUUCAAAAGAAGAGCAGAUAUCUAUUAAUUCGUUAACACCUCUUCACGUGGCUGCAGCUUUAGGAGAUGCACUUGCCGUUAGACGGCUGGUAAACGAAGCUGACUUUGACGUUGAUGCAAGCUCUACCGGUCAGCAAACGCCAAUUUUGAUGGCAUGCUCGUCGGGACAUAUUGAGGCUGUUCGUGUUUUAGUUCGUCUCGGCGCAGACGUGAACGCUCGUAAUGAUAAAGGGAUGACGUCAUUGAUUUUAGCUUCUAUUAAUAACGAUAAGACUGCAAUUCAUCUUCUUGUCAAACGAGGGGCAAAAGUGAAGGAGAGAAACCUCAAAGGCCAGACAGCACUCCAUUUUGCUGCGUACCAUGGAAGUAGUAUCGCUGUGAAGGAGCUUCUAGACAAAGGUAGUGACCCUGAAACAAAGACAAAUGAAGGUUGUACGCCCCUGCAUUUAGCUGUUCUAAAUGCGCAGCCAAACACUAUUGAGAAGUUAUUAGAAAGCGGAUGCGAUCUUGAAAGGAGAGACCACUGCGGAUAUACCUCAAUGCACUAUGCAGUGUUUUCUGGCAAGGCUCACAUAGCAAGGAUUCUUAUUGAGAGGGAAGCUGAUGUUAAUGCCAGAGAUGGUCAUGACUUCACUCCAUUACAUUUUACUGCUCAGACAAACUGCACUGAAGUGGCACAGGAACUCAUCAGACAAGGUGCUAGGGUAAAUGCCCACGCGAAAGAUGGCAUUACUCCUUUGAUGAUUGCAGCAUAUCAUGGCAAUGAAGGUGUCGGAGAUUUGCUGAUCAUCAAUGGUGCCAAGCUAAAUGCAAGACAUAAAUCUGGGAAGAGAGCUCUACAUUUUGCAUCAGUGAAAGGAAAUGUUGAGUUCGCCAAGUUUCUCAUUGUAAAAGGAGCUGAUGUCAAUGUUGUUGACACUACUGGGAACACGCCGUUGCAUCGUGCCUGUCAGACUGGACAAAACGGAACUGUAAAAGCGCUGUUAAACGCAACAGGUAAUGUAACGGCUAAGAAUGGCAAAGGAUUAACACCACUGAUGAUUGCUUCGAACUAUGGCCACCUGAAGUGCUGCAAGUACCUCAUUAAAGUUGGAUCUAAUUUAAAUGCUCGUCACCAGACCACUGGUAACACCAGUCUUCAUUUUGCAUCCGAAAGAGGGCAUAUACAAAUAGUAAAACUGUUAAUUGAGAAUGGCAGUGAGGUAUCAUUGAAAGACAAGUGGGGACUAACAGCAUUACAUCGAGCUUCAAAGAAUGGCUUUAAGGAUGUAGUCCAAUACUUGGUCUCAAGUAAAAGCGACCCUAAUUGUCAGGACGACUGGGGCUAUACACCUUUGCACAGAUCAGCUGAAAAUGGUUACACUGACACAACAGCAUUCCUUAUUAAACAUGGAUCCAGAGUAUCCAUUGAAGACAAAUGGAAGUUCACACCACUUCAUCGAUGUGCUAGUAAUGGCCAUACAGACACCGCCCGAGUAUUGGUGUUGCAUGAUAGCAACAUCCAAGCAAAAGAUUGCUGGGGAUAUACACCACUUCACAGAGCUGCGGAGAAAGGACAUACCAGCACAGCUAAACUUCUUAUAAGAAGUGGCAGUAGUGUCAAAGCGAUUGAUUUCCAAGGUUUCAGUCCAUUACAUCGUGCUUCACAAAAUGGACACAGAGAAACAACAGAGCUCUUGCUUAGUGAGGGCAGCGAAAUAAAUGCCAAGACACAUGCAUUAGUCUUGUCAUCGUCAAUAUUGAGAUCUGCAACCUCAGCAGAUUAUUCAGAAGAGAGCUGUCGCUUUGUUGGGCAUACUUCGUUGCAUCUAGCUUCUGAGAAUGGUCACAAAGAGACAGUGGAAUUGCUUUUAAAGGAAGGUGCUUACUUACAUUGUCUUGAUCAUUGGAAUUGUUCAGCUCUGCACAGAGCAUCCGAGAAUGGCCACGCGGGUGUCGUAAGCUACUUAAUUUUGCAGGGAAGCGAUAUUGACCACCUGGACAAAUGGGGAAACACGUCUUUGCAUCGAGCCGCGCAUAAUGGACAUACAAGUACUGUAGGGAUUCUGCUGGCACACAAUGCAAAUGCACACGCAGUGGACAAAACUGGCUCUAUCCCUUUACAUUGCGCAGCAAAAUAUGGCCAUAAAGACACAGUUCAGGCAUUGAUUGUUGAUGGGAAAAGUAAUAUUCAUACCAAAGAUCAAUGGGGAUACACCCCUAUGCAUCGCGCAGCACAAAAUGGGCACACCACAGUGGUAGAACGUCUCAUUCGUCAUGGAGGCAAUGUGAAAGACUUCAAUAAAGAGAAAUCAAACCCCCUGAUUCUUGCUGCUUAUGGCGGCUUCCAAGACACUUGUCGAGUUUUGAUCGACAAUGGGUGUUCCGUGAAUGAUUCUAUGGAGAAAGGACAUACAGCUCUUCAUCUUGCAGCGCAGAAUGGCCACACAGAAACCUGUGAGUUGAUAGCGACACACGGUGGAGAUGUACACGCCAAAGACUUUUGGGGAUUAACGCCUUUGCAUCGUGCAGCACAUAACAACCACAAAGAAACUAUUGAAGCUUUGUUAACAUACGGAAGUGACGUCACAGCUGCUGAUAGGUUUGAGUUUACUGCUCUACAACGUGCAGCUCAAAGGGGCCACAGAGAGUCUAUGGAGCUUCUUACAUCACAUACAGUUGUUCAGAUGAGGAGAAACACGAUUCAGCCGUCUACUGAUGGACAUGUUCAUUUUGGAAAGACAGAUUCUCAUUGUGACACCUGUCGAAUGAUUGGGCUCUAUACUAUAGGAGAAGAUUCAGAAGACGAUCAAAGCGCGAGGAGAAUCAGGCGGCAGAGGUUUCAGACCAUCUGA
Messenger RNA from Porites evermanni, 3096 nucleotides. NCBI's taxonomy places the organism in Eukaryota, Metazoa, Cnidaria, Anthozoa, Scleractinia, Poritidae. The record is from the annotation of a GenBank genome assembly.